AUGGCCUCCAGUAUGCCUCCCGUCCCCGCGAAGGACGAUGUUCGAGCAACAUGGGCCUAUCUCGAAGCCGGCGUUGAAAAGAUCAUGACCGACCUGCGUGGUGGCAUGGACAUGAAGACAUACAUGGGCCUCUACACCGCAAUCCACAACUUCUGUACCGCACAGAAGGCUGUCCACGGCACUGCCUUCUCUCAUACUAGCAACCGCGGUGGCGCACAUCUCCUCGGCGAGGACCUCUACCAGCAUCUCAUCGAAUACCUGAAGCAGCAUCUCGCUGGGGUGCAGGCCCGAUCCAGGGAGCAUGUCGACGAAGCUCUUCUCACAUUCUACAUUAAGGAGUGGAACAGGUAUACAACAGCAGGCCAGUACAAUAACCAUCUGUUCCGUUACCUGAACCGACAUUGGGUAAAGAGGGAGAUGGACGAGGGCAAGAAGAACAUCUACGACAUCUAUACCCUGCACCUUGUCCGGUGGAAGGAGGACAUGUUCAUCGGAACACAGGAGAGCGUCAUGCGAUCUGUUCUCAAGCUUGUCGAGAAGCAGCGUAACGGCGAGACCAUCGAGCAGUCCCACAUCAAAUCCGUGGUGGACUCCUUCGUUUCCCUCGGUCUGGACGAGUCCGACAGCUCAAAGUCCACGCUCGACGUUUACAAGGAGUAUUUCGAGGCCCCCUUCUUGAAGUCAACCGCAGAGUACUACGACAACGAAUCGAAGCAAUUCCUUGCUGAGAACAGUGUUGUUGAGUACAUGAAGAAGGCGGAAUCCCGACUGGACGAGGAGCGAGACCGCGUGCCUCUCUACCUCUUGAGCGAGAUCAUGUCGCCACUGAUGCGAACCUGUGAGAAAGCGCUUAUCACCGAACAUUCUGGCGCGCUACGAGAGGAGUUCCAGAUCCUGCUCGACCAUGACAAGCAGGACGACCUUGGCCGCAUGUACAAACUUCUUGCCAGGAUACCGGACGGCUUGGACCCUCUGAGGAAUCGCUUCGAGACCCAUGUACGAAAAGCGGGUCUGGCCGCCGUUGAGAAGGUUGCUCAGGAAGGCGAAAGCCUCGAGCCAAAGGUCUAUGUCGAAGCUCUCCUCGAGGUACACACGCAGUAUCAGGAUCUGGUCAAUCGUGCUUUCAAUGGUGAAUCUGAGUUCGUUCGGUCACUAGACAAUGCCUGCCGCGAGUUCGUCAACCGUAACAAGAUCUGUAAGUCAGGCUCGAACAAGUCCCCCGAACUUCUGGCAAAAUACACCGAUACGCUCUUGAAGAAGUCUUCUGCGAAGAUGACCGAAGAGGACGACAUGGAGAAGCUCUUGAGCCACAUCAUGACCGUUUUCAAGUACAUCGAGGACAAGGAUGUGUUCCAGAAGUUCUACUCUCGCAUGCUUGCCAAACGUCUCGUCCAAGCAACCUCCGCAUCCGAUGAUGCCGAGACAAGCAUGAUCUCCAAGUUGAAGGAGGCUUGCGGUUUCGAGUACACCAACAAGCUCCAGCGCAUGUUCCAAGACAUGCAGAUCUCCAAAGAUCUCAACACUAACUACAAGGAAUGGCUCGAGGCCAACUUGGACACUGAAGACCUCAAGACUGCUAUCGACGCUAGCUACCACAUCCUUGGCACUGGUUUCUGGCCUUUGACCCCGCCGACAACCCCCUUCACCCCUCCGCAACUGAUCGUUCAAACAUAUGAGCGCUUCUCUCGCUUUUAUAACAACAAGCAUCAGGGUCGUAAGUUAACAUGGCUGUGGCACUUGUGCAAGGGCGAGAUGAAGGCCAAUUAUUGCAAGGUCGCUGGUACCAAGGUCUCGCCUACCUUCCAAGUCUCUACUUACCAGUUGGCGAUUCUACUCUUGUUCAACGACAGUGAUACUGUUUCGUAUGAUGAGAUCGCCGAGGCUACCAAGCUUCUGAAGGAGACGCUUGAUCCUAGCAUUGGAGUCUUCGUCAAGGCCAAGGUUCUGAUCGCGGAGCCGGAGGGUGCGAAGACUGAAAAAGGAACAGUGUACAAGCUAAACACCGGAUUUAAAACGAAGAAGAUCAAGGUGAACUUGAACAUCGGUAUCAAGAGCGAGCAGAAGCAAGAAGUUGAGGAUACGCAUAAGACCAUCGAAGAGGACCGCAAGUUGCUGAUGCAGUCUGCCAUUGUGCGUAUCAUGAAAUCGCGCAAAAAGAUGAAGCACCAGCAGCUUGUCUCGGAGACCAUCCAACAGAUCCGAAACCGCUUUACUCCUCGUGUCCCCGACAUCAAGAAGUGCAUUGAUAUCCUCCUCGAAAAAGAAUACUUGGAGCGCUUAGAUGGCGAUGAGCUCGGCUAUCUCGCUUAA
This is a messenger RNA of Aaosphaeria arxii CBS 175.79, 2310 nucleotides long. RefSeq names its product cullin-2. The transcript is spliced from 3 exons. The record is from RefSeq and is a predicted model, not a curated record. NCBI's taxonomy places the organism in Eukaryota, Fungi, Ascomycota, Dothideomycetes, Pleosporales. Gene Ontology annotation, cellular component: SCF ubiquitin ligase complex. Gene Ontology annotation, biological process: SCF-dependent proteasomal ubiquitin-dependent protein catabolic process; protein ubiquitination. The coding region runs from base 1 to 2310 and encodes 769 amino acids. Gene Ontology annotation, molecular function: ubiquitin protein ligase binding.